This is a messenger RNA of Oppiella nova, 543 nucleotides long. The record is from the annotation of a GenBank genome assembly. NCBI's taxonomy places the organism in Eukaryota, Metazoa, Arthropoda, Arachnida, Sarcoptiformes, Oppiidae.
AUGAACGCCAGAAAGUUGUCUCAAUUUCACUGUCACUCACAACAAGAGAAAGACAAUACUGACCGCAAGAAUCGCAAGAAUUCCGGUAAUAAUAAGAGUCACAAGAAUUUGUUGAAUAGUCUGUUGAAUAGGAGUUCCGCUAAAGAGGCCGACACUCAGAAGGGUAUCGGUGCUUUUAAGCCUACAAAUAAUGGCAUUGAGUGCGAUCCCAAAACAAUGGAUGAAACUACCAGGUGGCUAUUCUUUUUGAAUGACCCCACUCGUAAUAUACCUGAAAGUGAAAAGGAAAGCGAGAAAAAUCAGAAGGAACUGUAUGUCAAACAAUACGCUAAACGUUGUUUGAAAGCCUUUCCCUACCAAGUGACCACCUUGCUCAUGUACGGUGUUAUACGCAAAAACAAAUACUACUGCAAUUUUAACCGCGGUAAAAAGGACAUUGUCUCUAUGGCUAAAUGCCUGAAUGCUAUUAAACCACAAGCAACCCAGUGUAUGAACAAGCUCAUUGAUGAGGCUAUGAUUACUUUUGAUUACAUGUCCCACUAA